Messenger RNA from Solenopsis invicta (red fire ant), 5501 nucleotides. RefSeq names its product neurogenic locus notch homolog protein 1. The coding region runs from base 337 to 4353 and encodes 1338 amino acids. Gene Ontology annotation, cellular component: extracellular region; basement membrane. The record is from RefSeq and is a predicted model, not a curated record. Gene Ontology annotation, biological process: cell-matrix adhesion. The transcript is spliced from 9 exons. Gene Ontology annotation, molecular function: serine-type endopeptidase inhibitor activity. Lineage: Eukaryota; Metazoa; Arthropoda; Insecta; Hymenoptera; Formicidae.
CCAGCCGGGAAUCAGUAUACGGGUGUCGUUCCGCGCGGACUGAACGGAAGGAACGUGAGAGAGAAAGAGAGGUGCGCGUCGCGGAGGACCCUGACGAGAGAGCGGCGUCACCGUGUGCCCCGUCGUUCGUAAAUAAACGAAACGCAGUCGCGACGCGUCGUCGUACCAGGUGCCACCGCGCACGGCCUUUCGCGCGGGGUGCAAACGCGAGAGGGUUUUAACGCCGCGAGGACGUUUUGCACGGGAGUUGUUCCGGUCUCGUCGGCGUCGUCCUCUGGAACGGAUACGACUGCGAGAUAAUAGCGGCCGGCUCAAAAAUUACUUGAUGCGCUGAGGAUGCGCCGUGAUUUCUGCAACGGUGGGCUUGCCUGCGCCGUUGUGUGGGUGUCGUCGAUUUGUCUGCUGCUCGUCCUCUCGCUGUCGACAUCGACCACCGCUGAGCCUUUGCUGAAAGUCGCCGGUCGAUGUCCAGCCCUCGUCGAACAGAACGUGUGCCCGUCGAGAGCGCCGGCCUGUGAGAAUGACUACCAAUGCCAAGGCACACCGGAGGAACGUUGCUGCAAGACCGCGUGCGGUCUUCGCUGCGUCGCGGGCGAGCUGACCGGAUGCGAGCAGCUGGCGUUGGCGGCUGUGAGGAGGUCGCGGGCCCUCGGCGCCCGCGGCCCCUCGCAGUUCAUGCCACGAUGCGACAACGUGACCGGAGAGUUCGAGAGAAUACAGUGCGAGCCGCACGGCAGCAGCUGCUGGUGCGUCGACGAGAUCGGCACCGAGAUACCCGGCACCAGGGCACCCGCCAAGGACGACAUCGACUGCGACAAGCCCCGCAACUGCCCGGCUCACAGCUGUCGGAUGCUCUGCCCCUUGGGAUUCGAAAUUAAUGACGUCACCGGUUGUCCGAAAUGCGAGUGCAGAGAUCCCUGUCGUGGCGUUACCUGUCCGGGAGCCGGACAGACAUGCGAGCUAAUCGCCGUGAGUUGUUUUCGGGAGCCGUGUCCUCCGGUACCCAGCUGUCGGAAGACCAGAUCCUUAUCAACAAUCUGUCCGGCAGGCGAACCCUUGCAGAUCACCGAUUCGCCGCGACCAUUCCUCUGCGGUGAUACGCCAGGUAAACCGACUUGUCCGCCGAUGUAUAGCUGCCUGGUGGAGCCCAAGCAAGAAUACGGGGUCUGCUGUCCAUCCAACGUGAAGUUACAGCGACCCGGCACAUGUCCCGCGGAGGAGUCGACGACGUGCGGGCCCACCUGUCGUUACGACCUCGAGUGUCCCGGGCCACAAAAGUGCUGCAGCAAUAAGAAUUGUGGCGGUAACGUGUGCACGAUACCCCAGGACCUCAGCGCGUGCCAUCGUGAUCGCAUGCUCGCCGAGAUACUCAGUGUCUCCGAGCGCCAGGGUCGUGGUUACAUUCCGCAGUGCAUGGAAGAUGGAGGUUUUGAGACGAGGCAGUGCUCAAGAAACGGCCUUGUUUGCUGGUGCGUGAAUAACGAUGGUAGAAAGAUAUCCGGCUCCAUGGGUCCCGCCGAGAAGAUUGAUUGCAGAUCGAUAAGCAAGGCACGCUCGCUUCCGGCGUCUUGCACGUCUCAGCAGUGUGCCCAGGUCUGUCAGUACGGCUUCAAAACGGACGCUUCCGGUUGCCCGACUUGCGAGUGCGACGAUCCGUGCGAGGGGUUUUCAUGCCCCGAGGGACAAGAAUGUGUCCUAAAGCGGGAGAACAGCUGUCCCGAUUUUCUCUGCCCUACAAAACCGGAAUGUAAACCCAGGAAGACCUAUAAGAAUCCCUGCAUCUUUGGUACACCUCUGAUCGAUCAAGACGGAAACGCCGCGACUUGUUCCACUAAUGAAACUUGCCCCGACGGCUACAAGUGUACAAUGAUACUGGAAGCCGGUCGGUCGGUGUGCUGCAUGGAGACGUCAAGCCCUGCAAAGGCACCCACAAUGUGCGAAUAUCUGCGGGAUUUCAACGAUCGCAUGGAGGGUACGAGGGAAGGAAUGUCUCUGGCAAUCUCGGCGCCUCAGUGCGAGCAGGAUGGCAGUUACAAGUCUCUGCAAUGUCACAACACUACGAGUUGCAAAUGCGUGAAUCAUCGUGGAGUGAUCCUGAAGACCGGACUGGAGCCGACCGCCUCGGCCGAUUGUGAAACUAUCAGGGAGCUCACGCGGAUCUGCAAACGUCUGUACUGCAAUCUGAUCUGUCCGUACGGCUAUGAAGUGGAUGCAGCCGGCUGCGAACAGUGUCGUUGUCAUGAGCCAUGCCGCGACGUCACCUGCGACUCGCACGAAACCUGCACGAUGAUCGAUGUGAACUGCGGUCCGAACGAAUAUUGUCCGGCGGUGCCGGCAUGCCUAACCACCAAGCCGGGCCAAUGCCCAUACCUCGUGCCGAGCUCGUCGAGCUGUGAGCUGCAAUGCAGCAAUGAUCAGGAGUGCUCAUCCGGUGAUAAAUGUUGUUCGACUGGCUGCGGCACGCAAUGCGUGGCUCCGGUCAUGGCUACGGCUUGCCAGCACGCUCGCGCGGUCGCCGAACAUGCCGCCAGGGAAUCAGGCGAGCCCGCAAGGAGGAUCUACAUACCUAGAUGCGACACUAACGGCGCAUUUGAACCGGUACAAUGUCACAACGGCAUAUGCUGGUGCGUGGACGAGGAAGGCAAGGAGGCAGCGGGUACUCGAGUACUCGAAGGAAUUGUGCCGCGUUGUAACACGCCUUUGAGAUGCCCGGAGAUCGACUGCAAGCUUAACUGUCCGGACGGUUUCGAGUUGAACGCGGACACCGGCUGCCCGACGUGCUCGUGCCGCGAUCCGUGUCGCAGCGUGACGUGCCGCGGCGAGAACGAAGCAUGUCGAAUGGUGGAGGUCGCGUGUAGCGCGCCGCCGUGUCCACCCGUACCAGUCUGUUUGCCGAAGAAGGACAACCCAUGCGGCCCGAACAGCACGCCGUUGCUUGAUCAAAAUGGCUCAGUCGCCACCUGCGGUCCACACGGCCGUCAUUGCCCGUCGACGCACAAGUGCGAGUUGUCGCCGUUGGACGAGUACGCAGUGUGUUGCCCGAAGCCGCGCGAGGUCUGCUUCGAGCCGCCCCGAAGAGUACCCUGCAAUUUAGGCGCCGGCUUCAACGAGACCGAAAGAUGGUUCUUCGAUCCAGAGCGCAACGAGUGUCGGCGCAAGCACGAGUGCACUCUCGGCCACAAUGACUUCUCCAGCCGAUUGGUGUGCGAUACCGUGUGUCCGGUACUAUCGCAGUGCGAGAGGCUGCGCGAGAAAAACCUAAAGCGAUCACAGCGGCUCAAGCAGCCCACAUUCCUGCCCAAGUGCAAUCCCGACAGCGGGACUUGGGAACCGGUGCAGUGUCUGGAGCACGUCGGUGUCUGCUGGUGCGUGAAUCGUAAGGGCCAGCCGGUUAAGGGCUCGCUCACUCGAUCCGCCGAGCCCAAGUGUAACUUCCGGCAAGCUAGACGAGGCGGCAGAAGACCAGAAUCGCAGGAGAUAGAUCACGAAAUUCAAGCGAUCAUGGAGGACGCUCUACUAAAUUUGGAAACGGAUGAACGGCGAAUGGAGAAAAUUCUCGGGACCAGGUGUCAGGCGAUGAAGGACAAGGGUCACGUACCAACAAUAUGCGAUCCGCAGGGUAGAUUCGAGCCCACGCAAUGCGCGGGCGAUACUUGUUGGUGCGUGGAUGAAGCAGGCAAUCAACUGAUCGGAUCUGAGCCGUUUUUGAAAGGGACGAGCAUUUGCCUGCCCACUCCAGUUGAUGCUGUUGAUGUGACAUUGCGUUUUCCCGGUCGAUUUCUGGCGACCGACGAGACGCGAUUCACCCGGGAGGCCGAAAAUUUUCUGCACGAACUCGGCGCGAGGCUUCGGAAAAACGUGCGAGUGGAGAUCAAUCAGGAUUCGGCGAUCUUGAGCUUCGAGAUUGUCGGUGCGAACAAGGUGGACGUGGCGUUCCACUUGGAAGAACUCACGCGAAUCCAGAAGCUGUCCAUGCUGGGCUCGUCCGCAGACGCGACGACCUCGCGCUUCACACAUCGCUCCACACCUGUUGUAACACAGAGUCGGAUGGUCGCGUUGGAACAACGUGAGAUUCUCACGCAAAUGGAAACGCCGUACUAUCAAACUGCCACGAUCGUGCUCGCGGCGAGUAGCGCCUUCGUUAUUAGCAGUCUUGUCAUUCUGCUGAUGCUGUAUCGCAAGAAGAUGAAGCUAAAGGAUCCGACGAAGGCAUUUCCCAUGGAUCAACACUUUCUCGCUUACAGUCAACAACCGGUUUACGUGAUAUCAGGAUCGGAGCAGAAUGAGAAAGAAAAGGAGACUGCGGCACAGCUAGAGAAUAUUCAUACAUCGGACACCAUCAUCGGAGCAUAAAACGAAUCAAUGCUUUUUACAUAGAUAAUUUCCACUUUGUACGAUAGUGAUUCUUAAAUCUUUUUUUCCAGGAGUACUCAUAGUAGCGAUUUAUGGAGUAUAAUGGGUGUAAAGAGACACGUCAGUCAAAAUCCUUCGAAGCACAUGCGUUUCCGAAGAUAAUAAUUGCACGGUAAUUUAUUUUUUACACCUUUUUUACUAUUUCUAUAUAAUUUUUUUUUUAAUAUACAGGACAGAUAAUAUAACCUGUAAGGAGAUAAUUUUUUAUAAAAAUAUAUUUUGGAGCUGUAGAAAAAAAAAAUUUCUUAACGCGGCUCUUUAUUUUCGAAAAGGAAAAGAUUCGUAAAAUAUAAUAAUUAGUAACAUAUUUAUUCUUUUACGACUUGGAAUAUUCUUAACGAUCUUAUAUUACGUAGCCAAAUUUGUAGUCAAUUGUCAGUCUCGACAACGGUUAUUAAUAAACAGAGACUCAAGAAUCAUCAGUGCAGCUGGAAACGCAAAUUAAUGUCGUACACGGCAUAUAGCAUACAUCAUAGUCAAACCAAUGUCAUGUAUGUCUCACUGUCAAUCUCGCCGUAUAAUUUAUUGUCCUCACGAGAUUUAUCAUUAUGGUCCAUAGACUUGACGAUCAAACGAAUGCAUCGCAAGCGACACUUUUGGAUCCAGUGUUAAUUAAUUUUAUAGAUUAGAUUCUAUGUAGACAACUAUUAAGAUUUAUUUGUAUAACGUAAAUUUAUAAAUUCUUGUAAAUUCACUUACGCAACUUUGAUACAGUACAAGCUCAAAAAUAUAAUAUAAACAUAAUUCGUUAAAUUUCUCUAAAGCAUAAAAUAAUGAUCCUUUUGCGAAAUCGGAAACAUUUACUCGCGAACGACGAGUUUACCGAUGGACAUUAGUUUGAUCGUCGAGGAUCUAGGUAUGGGAACUGAUUUUAUUAUUUUUCAUUGGUACUUGUCUUCAUUACCUCUUUGAUGUGGAAGUCAUUAACGCAAGGUUGUCCUCUAUCCGAAAAUCCCGAGAUGUAGAACGUCGUUACGUUAAUACAUCCACACGAUUGUAAAUAGAUUAUUAUAUUUAUAGAUUUAUACUGUGUUCGAUUAUUUAUAUAGACAAAUAAAGAUCGGAAUUCUCCUGUUUUCCAACAAUAA